GGCUAACGGGAGGAGCGCCGAGUCCAGGAAAGGACAGCGAAGGCGAAGCUGCUCCCAUCAUGCUGCGGUUUGUAGCGCUGACCUGCGUCCUCUGCAUGGGAGGAAACCUCGUAACGGGACAGAGGGAUGGAGAAAUUAUCAGUCAGAUUAAGAUGACAAACCUCGCUUUGGCUGAGAUUAAAGAGCUGCUGAAGCAACAGGUCAGAGAAAUAGUGUUUCUGAAGAACACAGUGAUGGAGUGUGAAGCCUGUGGAAUGGGGGGCAUCCAGCCCGUCUCCCCCUGUGAGCCCAACCCCUGCCACCCCGGUGUGAAGUGCUCAGAGUCCCCUGAGGGCCCGCAGUGUGGCGCCUGCCCUGAUGGCAUGGAGGGCAACGGGAUGCACUGCACAGAUGUGGACGAGUGUAAGGUGAUGCCGUGCCACAUGGGGGUCCGCUGCAUCAACACGUCCCCAGGUUUCCGCUGCGGUUCCUGUCCUGCAGGAUACACCGGACCUCAGGUCCAGGGGGUUGGACUCGCUUACGCCACUGCCAACAAACAGGUGUGCAAAGAUAUAGACGAGUGUGAAGGUUCCAGCAACGGCGGCUGUGUGGAAAACUCUGUCUGUCUGAACACUCCUGGCUCGUUCAGAUGCGGUCCCUGUAAGCCCGGCUACGUUGGGGACCAACGGCUUGGCUGUAGGCCUGAGAGAGCCUGUGGGAACGGCCAGCCCAGUCCCUGCCACGCCAGCGCCGACUGCAUCGUCCACCGAGAGGGUACAAUCGAAUGUCAGUGUGGAGUGGGAUGGGCGGGUAAUGGAUACCUGUGUGCAACGGACACCGACAUCGAUGGUUUCCCUGACGAGAAGCUGAACUGUCCUGACCUGACCUGCAACAAGGAUAACUGCCUCACCGUGCCAAACUCCGGCCAGGAGGACGCCGACAACGAUGGUUUCCCUGACGAGAAGCUGAACUGUCCUGACCUGACCUGCAACAAGGAUAACUGCCUCACCGUGCCAAACUCCGGCCAGGAGGACGCCGACAACGAUGGGAUUGGAGACGCCUGUGAUGAUGACGCAGAUGGGGAUGGGAUCCCAAACACACAGGAUAAUUGCAAGCUGGUGCCCAACGUUGAUCAGAGAAACAUCGAUGAGGACGACUUUGGUGAUGAGUGCGACAACUGCAGAGCGGUGAAAAACAACGACCAGAAGGACACGGAUCUGGACAAACUUGGUGAUGAAUGUGAUGAAGAUAUAGAUGGAGAUGGAAUCAUAAAUGUCAUGGACAACUGCAAAAGGGUUCCCAAUGUUGACCAGAAAGACAGAGAUGGAGACAAAGUCGGAGACGCCUGCGACAGCUGUCCCUACGUCCCCAACCCGGACCAGAUGGAUGCAGACAAUGACUUGAUUGGAGAUCCAUGUGACACCAACAAGGACAGUGAUGGCGACGGACACCAAGACUCCCGGGACAACUGCCCAGCCGUCAUCAACAGCUCUCAGCUGGACACAGACAAGGACGGAAAGGGGGACGAGUGUGAUGACGACGAUGAUGAUGAUGGGAUCCCUGACCUGCUGCCGCCUGGUCCUGACAACUGCCGUCUGGUGCCCAACCCUCAGCAGGAGGACUUGGAUGGUGAUGGUGUGGGUGAUGUGUGUGAGAAAGAUUUUGAUAACGACACCAUCAUCGAUCCCAUCGAUGCCUGUCCUGAAAAUGCAGAAGUCACCCUUACUGACUUCAGGGAGUACCAGACGGUCGUUCUGGACCCGGAAGGAGACGCGCAGAUAGACCCCAACUGGGUGGUGCUGAACCAGGGAAGAGAAAUCGUCCAGACUAUGAACAGUGACCCGGGUUUGGCUGUUGGCUACACUGCGUUCAGCGGCGUGGACUUUGAAGGGACGUUUCAUGUAAACACAGUAACGGACGACGACUACGCUGGGUUUAUCUUCGGCUACCAGGACAGCUCCAGCUUCUACGUGGUGAUGUGGAAGCAGGUGGAGCAGAUCUACUGGCAGGCGAACCCGUUCAGAGCCGUGGCACAGCAAGGCAUCCAGCUCAAGGCGGUGAAGUCGAGCACAGGUCCGGGUGAGAACCUGAGGAACGCCCUGUGGCACACCGGAGACACCGGAGACCAGGUGAAGCUCCUGUGGAAAGACCCUCGCAACGUGGGCUGGAAGGACAAAACUUCGUACCGCUGGUUCCUCCAGCACCGACCUGCUGAUGGCUACAUCAGAGUCCGUUUCUAUGAGGGCCCUCAGAUGGUGGCAGACACCGGCGUCAUCAUAGACGCCACGAUGAGAGGAGGCCGGCUGGGCGUCUUCUGCUUCUCCCAGGAGAACAUCAUCUGGGCCAACCUGCGGUACCGCUGCAACGACACUCUUCCUGGGGAUUUUGACACCUACAGAACCCAGCAGGUCCAGCUGGUGGCCUGAGGACUAAAACCAAACACUUCCAGGAAACAUCAGUAAUAAACAGACAGAACCGGCCUUAUGAGAUGUGUAUUGUUGGAUCUGAAAAUAAAUCUCUGUCCUAAAUGAUGUCGUUGCAAAGUCUUGUGAACAAUAAAUAAAUCACGAUUUAAGUAAUUUAUAGAUGUGGAGAAAGUUGCUGCAUCAUGAAAACACAAUUGUAGUUUAAAAUAACAGUAAACAUUUAUAUUAAGAUGCAUAUUCUUUUUAUCAGAAUAAUGUCUGGUGCUGCUGUAUCAGUUGGUGGCACUGCUGCCCUGGCAGCAAGACAAAUCGAAAACAUAAAGUGUGUAAAAUUGACAACAACAAAAAUUUGUGGGGCUAGCUACCUAUGUAAAUAUUGAGUUAACUAUAUAGUUGUCUACCUAACUAUGUUGAAGCUUUAACAUAGUUAGCAUAGCCAGUAGCAGAGACAUAGAUUGAUAGCUGUCCACCUGUUUUACCCACAACUCUCGAUUUUCUUCUUUUGUCCUGUAAGUGGUUUGCAUGACAAAUAGCUAUGCAAGGACCAACAUACUGCAAGGUGAUCUGAGGAUGUACAAAUAAAAGUUUGACACAA
Messenger RNA from Poecilia latipinna (sailfin molly), 3000 nucleotides. It is a transcript of the gene comp, whose product is annotated as cartilage oligomeric matrix protein. Gene Ontology annotation, molecular function: calcium ion binding. The coding region runs from base 60 to 2405 and encodes 781 amino acids. Lineage: Eukaryota; Metazoa; Chordata; Actinopteri; Cyprinodontiformes; Poeciliidae. The record is from RefSeq and is a predicted model, not a curated record. The transcript is spliced from 20 exons. Gene Ontology annotation, cellular component: extracellular region. Gene Ontology annotation, biological process: cell adhesion.